GUGGGGCGUCUCGCCGGCAGUGAUAUCAAAACAAACGCACGAGUGAGCUACAAAGCGAUCAUAACAAGUCAAAGCAAGUGUUCUUCGAAUUUCUUCGGAACAAUUUCUGAUUAUCUGAGAGUUAUUCAAGAAAGUAUAUUGAAGAAGAAAAAUGUCGCUUCUACCUUUUGUAUUUGGCUACGAAUCGCCGCGCUACCGCCAUCGCCACUGGCCUAGCCGGCUGCUAGAUCAAGAUUUCGGCUUGGCGUUGACACCGGACGAUUUACUGACAGCUGUGGCGAGUCCAUUACUGUCCGUAGACUACUACAGACCCUGGAGACAGCUGGCGGCGGCGGCGCGGGACAUCGGCUCGAACAUCAAGGCCGACAAGGACAAGUUGCAGAUCAACUUGGACGUGCAGCAUUUCUCGCCUGAGGAGAUCUCGGUGAAGACGGCGGACGGGUUCGUGGUGGUGGAAGGCAAGCAUGAGGAGAAGAAGGACGAGCACGGCUACAUCUCUCGGCAGUUCGUGCGGCGGUACGCGCUGCCGGAGGGCGCGGCGCCGGAGUCUGUGGAGUCGCGGCUGUCGUCUGAUGGCGUGCUGACCAUCACCGCGCCGCUGAAGGUGCCCGACGCGGUCAAGGGUGAGCGCAAGGUGCCCAUCGCUCAGACGGGACCCGUGCGCAAGGAGAUCAAGGACCAGAGCGAAGGCACCAGUGACAACAAGGAGCCGCAGACGAAGUGAACAUCUCGAAACCCAUCGCCAAAGCUGUGACUGUGAAAUUAUCCCAAAGUGUAUUAUUGUGGCAGUGCCAUUUUGAGACUGAUUUGUUUUAUUAUUUGUAUCUAAUAAUUUCAAUAAAUAUUUAAGCUUGUUUUAAAA
This is a messenger RNA of Plodia interpunctella (Indianmeal moth), 862 nucleotides long. Its product is annotated as protein lethal(2)essential for life-like. NCBI's taxonomy places the organism in Eukaryota, Metazoa, Arthropoda, Insecta, Lepidoptera, Pyralidae. Gene Ontology annotation, biological process: response to heat; protein refolding. The transcript has a single exon. Gene Ontology annotation, cellular component: nucleus; cytoplasm. The record is from RefSeq and is a predicted model, not a curated record. The coding region runs from base 152 to 724 and encodes 190 amino acids.